AUGCCUCGCAGUGCAUCACAUGACGCACUAUUGCAAGCUAUUGCAUGUUGCGUCCGGGUCCCUUCCCCCCGGCCCCCGAGGGUGCGAUUCUCGGCUGCUACUUCGAUCGUUUACCAUCUUACUCAAGUCGAAUCGGCCCCACACGACCUGGAUUCCCAACAGAAUGAUUGCUCCAAUUCGAAGGACUUGAACUAUACGCUCAAACGGCUCGUGCGUGGAUUAGCGAGCCCAACUCCGCUCGUCUUGGAUUUGCUGAAUGUGAAGUUGGUACCUCACGCUCGUCAAGCCCCAUGGCUCUCAGAAAGCGUCGGCUCGGUACUCGUCUCGGACAUUACUACCAAAUUUUGGAACACCGGAACACCCUGGGUCGGCCCUUUCUCAGUCUGGCGCCUUGGAUCAAAUUACUGCAAUGCUACUCAUGAAUGCCGAGACAUUGACGUUGGAACAGUUAUCGUUGGUCAUAUUACUUCAGCAGCAUUCUAUCAAACUCAACUGGGAAUCGAUAUUGUCGAAGACUUUUACAUCCUCAUCUCCGCCUCUCAGUCGACUAGCAAUUUCAACUUGUCAAAAUUCUAUAAUCACAUCUUUGAACGCUACUAUUUCGCCACCAAAUCCAGCCCUUCUCAUCGCUUGCUUCCGAAGAACGCAAAACAAUCAGCUCCACAAUCUGUCGCAUCUAAUUUGAUCUCGCAAGUGGAUCCGAAGAAUGCAAAACAAUCAGCUCUUGCGAAAGGAAAUUUCCCAAUUGCUCCGGCUGCCGACGGCUGGAUCUCAAACACGUCCUAA
Molecule: messenger RNA, 786 nt
Organism: Puccinia graminis f. sp. tritici CRL 75-36-700-3
Lineage: Eukaryota; Fungi; Basidiomycota; Pucciniomycetes; Pucciniales; Pucciniaceae
Exons: 3
Coding region: 1-786 (261 amino acids)
Source: RefSeq, a predicted model, not a curated record